CACCACAACCACCACCAUGGCACCCGACCAGCGCUUUGCGCGUCUCACGACAGACCCACGCUUCAGGCGAGCGAAGCAGAAGAAUGUCAAGGCCGAGAUCGACGAGCGUUUCAAGGAUGUGCUCACCGAAGACUUUGGCAAAGUCCAGGGGACUUCUCGCGUCGACAGCCGUGGUCGCAAGCGCACCUCGACGCACACGACCGACGAGAUGAAGCGCUUCUACCGUAUGCGCUCUCCCGAGGCUGGCGAGGAGCCGGCACCACGCAUCGACUAUGCGCGUGGUGAGGGCCUGCUCGAGUCAUCGGGCUCCGAGGACGAGGACAGCAGCGAGGACGACGAGUCGGAUGUCGAGGAGGACGAGCUCGAGAUUGGCGGCAAGCGGUCUCGACUUGCCGCGUUCCAGCCGAGCGACAGCGAGAGUGAGGAGGACAGCGACGACGAGGGCCAGCUCAAGGUCGACCUGAGCGAGGACGAGGACGAGUCUGCGUUCCCUCCUGAGGCGGACGACGAGGAGGAGCAAGAAGAGGAGGAGGGGAUCGACCCUACAGCACGUAUCGCGGCCGUCAACCUCGACUGGGACCACCUGCGCGCUGGCGACAUCUUCACCAUCUUCGCGUCGUUCCUCAAGCCAGUGCAGAAGAAGGGCGACAAGAGCGCCCCCCCGCCGCCUGGCAAGCUACUGAAUGUGCGCAUCUACCCCUCCGAGUUUGGAAAGGAGCGCAUGGCCAAGGAGGACGAGCUGGGCCCUGGUGGUGGCAUUUUCCUUGCCAAGCCGGGGGAUAAAAAGAAGAGUAAGGGCGGAAAGCGGACGCAGAAGCUUUCUCUGGCGCAGCCUGAAGAAGAGGAGGACGAGGAGGAGGAGGAGGAGGGGGCCGAGGAAGAGGAGGAUGAGGAGGAUGACGCGGAGGAGGACGCCGAGUCCGAAAUCGAUGGCAACGAGUCUGACGGCCUCGACGCCGACGCCGACGACCUGGAGAUUAUCUCGGACGUCGCCUCGGAGGCCGGAUCAGAAGACAUCGACAUGGAGCAGCUGCGACAGUACCAGCUCGAGAGGUUGCGGUACUACUACGCGAUCGCGACGUUCUCGACUGUGGCGGCCGCCGAGCUCAUCAUGGGCGAGCUCAACGGCACCGAGUUUGAGCGCACGGCCAACGUGCUGGACUUGGCAUACGUUCCCGAGGACAUGACCUUUGCGGAGGACGAGGCGACCGAUGAAUGCGACAAGGAGCCCAAGGGUUACAAGGGCAACGAGUUUGUCACCGACGCCCUCCGCCACUCCAAGGUCAAGCUCACGUGGGACCAGGACGACGCCAACCGCACCAAGCUCACCCGCCGAGCGCUGACGCGCGAGGAGAUUGAGGAGGAGGACUUUGCCAACCUUGUCGCUGGGUCCGACUCGGAGGAUGACGACGCCGACUUUGAGGAAGACGAGGAGGCUGGCGAGAAGAAGAUGACCAAGAAGCAGAAGAUGAAGGAGCGCAAGGAGAAGCUCCGGGCGCUCCUGCUCGGCGGGGACGACGACGAGACGGGCGAUAUCUGGGGCAAGGCUGGCAGCGCGUGGCAGGACGAGCUGGCCGACCUCAAGGAGGACAAGGCUUCCAAGGGCAAGAAGGGCAAGAAGGGCGACGACGACGUCGAGAUCACCUUCCGGCCUGGACUGUCGGUCGCCAAGGCCGCCGAGCCGGAGACGGACGACAUGACCACGCUCGAGAAGUACCAGCGGCGGAUGAAGGAGAAGAAGGCGAAGAAGAAGGAGGAGCUCGAGCUCAAGCGGGCCGAGAAGGAGGGACGCGACGGCAAGAAGGUCGAGCGCAAGGCCGCCGACGACUUCUUCGGCGACGACGACUCUGGCGCCGAGGACGAGCCAGCGGUCGGCAAAGCCCGCUCGCCCGACCCAGAGGACCUCGGGCUCGUCGACGACCCCACACACCACUUCAGCCUCAAGGACCACCUCGCGGCCGAGAAGGACGCCGGCAAGAAGAAGCGCAAGCGUAACAAGAAGAAGGCGGCGCGCGAGGUCGAGCUCGGCCCAGAGGGCUUCAAGGUCGACGUGGCCGACCCGCGUUUCAGCGCCAUGUACGACGAGGCAUCGUUUGCGCUCGACCCGACGCACCCCAAGUUCCACGACUCGGCGGCCAACCGCGAGAUCCUCAAGAAGACGCGCGAGGGACACGCCGCCAAGCGCGACGCGCCGGGCACGGCUGGUGGUGCUGCCUCUGGCGAGCGCGACCUCGCCGAGCUCGCCGCUAGCGUCAAGCGCAAGAUGGAGGGCGGCAGCAGCCGCAAGCGCAAGCGCUCAAAGAAGUAGAGUAGCCCGCAUCCUAGAGUACUUGACUACAUGC
Vanrija pseudolonga is the source of this 2342-nucleotide messenger RNA. It is a transcript of the gene esf1, whose product is annotated as Pre-rRNA-processing protein esf1. Gene Ontology annotation, molecular function: RNA binding. Gene Ontology annotation, biological process: rRNA processing. Lineage: Eukaryota; Fungi; Basidiomycota; Tremellomycetes; Trichosporonales; Trichosporonaceae. The transcript is spliced from 4 exons. Bases 17 to 2308 code for a protein of 763 amino acids. Gene Ontology annotation, cellular component: nucleus. The record is from RefSeq and is a predicted model, not a curated record.